This is a messenger RNA of Carassius carassius (crucian carp), 1052 nucleotides long. RefSeq lists its product as uncharacterized. The record is from RefSeq and is a predicted model, not a curated record. The transcript has 3 exons. NCBI's taxonomy places the organism in Eukaryota, Metazoa, Chordata, Actinopteri, Cypriniformes, Cyprinidae. The coding region runs from base 1 to 717 and encodes 238 amino acids. Gene Ontology annotation, molecular function: magnesium ion binding; thiamine triphosphate phosphatase activity. Gene Ontology annotation, biological process: dephosphorylation; thiamine diphosphate metabolic process.
AUGUACACCACACUGCAGCAAACGUGUAAAACUAAAACACCCAAAGUGUUUGAAGACACCAUGCGGGUUCCAGUGAAGAUGGAGUACGAGCUGGGAGAGCAGACAGAGCAUCGCCUCAAGGAAAUGGGUGCCUGCUGUGUGGGGGAAACCUUAGACGUAGAGUACUACUACGAUACUGACAGCUUCCAACUGGCUUCUACACAGACCUGGUUGAAUCAGCAUAACGGCCAAUGGGGAUUGAUCCUGGCAGAAGAACAAGAACUUAAUCACACUCUAUCCUACAACACCAAAAAAGAAACAUCAAGCAAUGAGUGUCCUGAGAAGGUCAUGUCCAAAAGCCAGGUUCAGAGAACAUCCUCAGAUACAUCUCUGACAUACACAGAACUAAGUGACCCAUGCUCCAUCAUGCUGCAUCUCUCAAAGUGUCUCCAACUCCCUCUGACCCACAAUGAAAUGCAAAGCAUGACCAUGAAGAACUUCUUGAACAUGGCCCGGAUCCAGAUGUAUGACAGCUGGACCAGGACGAGCACAAUAAAGUACUCUCUUCCUGGUGGCUUCUCACUGGUGGUGGAGAGAAACUACAAGAUUCCCGCUGAAACUGCAACUGCAUUUUUGAUGAUGAAUGCCGAUGUGCUGAGCAUAAGCAGUGAGCUGGAAAAGAUGGAUCGACUGUGUAAAGAACUAGGCCUAAAACCAAAGGCAAGCUCAGAUGAAUGAUUAUAAACGAUUGUUGAAGCCAGUUGGCACACAUGCUGUGACACAACAAAUCUAAAAUCUAAUGAAAGUGCCAAAAAUAACAGUCUCUCUCUUUUAAAAAUAACCUCUAAAACUGAUAUAUAAUAACUUUACAAACUUCAUGGUAACCCUUUACAAUAAUUAGGUUUCAAGACAGAACAUUUUUAGUACUAUAUUAUCUAUAUUUAUUAUAAUAUAACAUAAUAUAAUAAAAUUUUAUGUAAUGCAACGGACCCAUUUUAGUGUUCUGAAAUUUAGUGGCAAGGUCAUUUAACAAAAUUUAUAGUAUUACAAAUGUAACCUUUUAUGAUUUAUGA